Messenger RNA from Rodentolepis nana, 2499 nucleotides. The record is from the annotation of a GenBank genome assembly. NCBI's taxonomy places the organism in Eukaryota, Metazoa, Platyhelminthes, Cestoda, Cyclophyllidea, Hymenolepididae.
AUGCCCCAUCGUCUUCUCGGCGAUUUGAGAGUCGUAGAGCUCCGUAAGGAGUUGGCGAAGCGUGGAGUUGAUAGGAGUGGUAUGAAGCCAGUUCUAAUGGAGCGCCUUAAAGAAAUUAUUUUAAAAGAAGGUCGCGACCCAUUAACAUAUGAUUUCAGCAAACCCGAUGAAGUUGAAACAGUCGUGGCCAUUGAAGAUGGCGAUGCUAAGUCGGAAACCCCGAUUGAUGAUGUCCUAACUGAAGUAAUAAGUUCAUCCGAUAAUAAAAUUAUGAAUUUCUGUGAAGCCAAUGACAAUGAGGAAAGGACUGAAUCUCAUCUAACAGCCGUAUCGGAGGGUUCUAUCGGCCUACCAGAGCCUUUAGAGCUUGAAGACAGGGCAAAGGAAGACGCAGCCGAUCAAAUUGAAGACACUACCACAUUCGUGGUCGGUGUUGGGGAGACAGAGAAUGAUUUGGACUAUGAUAUAGAAGACCCACAGACUCUUUCCCAUGAACAAACGAAAGAAUCCACAGAGAAACAAAUAUCUAAAGGGGAAGAGCCAAAGGAAUCGGUUGAAUCUAUACUAGAGGACAGGUUUGUCAUCCCCCUUGUAAGAUUGCAGGCCGUCAAUACCAGUAGUAGUCAGGUAGAGGAAUCAAAGUCCCAGGAUAAGUCCUCAGAUAAAUCACCAAGUAAAAUUAUUGCCUCUGCAAGCGCCCUUACUUUCCUUCGAGUGAGCAAUUUGAAACCCGUAACAAAAGCGGCGGAUUUAAAACAACACUUCAGUGUUUACGGCAACGUUAUUUCUGGGAAAAUCUUGGUGAGUAAACGAAGACCCGGUGGCUGUGUUGGAUUCUUGACUCUCGCUACUCCAGAAGAUGCUACAAUGUGUAUCAAGAAAUUUGAUGGAACAGAGUACAAUGGUAGAACUAUUAGAGUCGAGAAGACAGAACAAAUUCCAAAUGCUCCUCAAAAGGAAUCAUUAAUCUUGGAAAAAAGUCGCCUUUCCGCUACUGGAAAUCAAACUCCAGUCAGUUCUACGUUAUCAUCAAAUCCAAGACGUCUUCAUACUGGAGGUAAACGACCCGAUUCAACCCGUCAUGCAAAAUCCACUACUUCUACCUUGGCUAAAUCUCAAUUAAAGCGUACGCUUCAAAAAGCUCGCGAUAUUGUGAGUUCUAAAACAAGGAAUAGCUUUUCACGACCUCGUCCUAGAUCUCCGUCUCGAAAAAUAUCUCGAAAACUGGAACACAAAUUACGGAACUCUAGGGAGGAGAAACUUUCUCGUCCAAAAGCACUCCCCCGACCUAGAGAGUCUUAUCUGAAUCCAAGUCUGAAAUCAAGUCGUCGCAGAUCACCUCGGCGUAGAACACCACCGUUACUUCCUUCUCGUGUUCGCUAUGUGGGACGAGAGCAUCCAACUCGCUUUGAGGAACCUGUUCGACAUUCUUAUUCUGAGAAAGAAAGCCUGAGAGAAUCUUACUCAAGCAAACCCAGGAGAGAGGAGUUUUAUGAUGAGUCACGCUAUGACAAUGGUUAUUAUCGUCGUGAGCCCGGGUAUUCUUAUUCUCAAGGAGAGGAGUUAUCCUCUCGACAUUAUUCCUCUAAACCCCCUGUUGUGUACAGACGUCGGGAAGAGGAGGAAAUCCCACUGAGAUAUUUUAUGACAGAACGCAGGGUUAGACCACGCUAUCAGGAGGAUGAUAGAUUUGAGAGUUCUGUUCGGUAUGAACGUUCUCAGGAUUAUCAACUCCCUUCUCACAAUGAUCGCUAUUCUCUGCCUGCCAUUGAAAGUCGAUCCUACGGCAGUAGUAAUAAACGCUAUCGAAGCUGUGCCAGAUCUUCUAGAGAUGAUCGUCCUUCAACUUCAAGCAGACGACAUGAAGAUCCGGAUAUUAGCUGGCAAGUUCAUUUCAUGAGUUCUUCUCAUUCUACAUCUCGAAGACGACUCGAGUUGGAAACGAGGUCUCCACUAAAACGACCAAGGUCACCGAGGAGGUCACGUUCACCUCCGCGUCAUCGUUUGCCUCGUGAGUUGAAUGAGUCGAGAAGUCCUGUUCGGUACUCGAGGCGACUAUCACCGUCAGCACCGCCAAUAAUUGAGAGGUCUCAAAGAAGUCGAAAUGAUGAUUAUGCCCACCACCCUGCGCCUCCUCUAUCCCAACAUCAAAUGUCAUCAUCGGCAUAUCCCUAUUCACGCCGCUCUGGUGGGAAUGAUCGGUCUAGUUAUUCAAACAUGAUGGCAUCGAUUCCGCCCCAACAUGAACCCAGAAGAACCGAAAAGGUCUUUGACUAUGGGCAUAAGCCGAGCUCAGCUGCGAAAUACAAUUGGAAUGAUACUACCCAAUCUCGAUCGAGGAGUGGGGCUGGGUACGAUUCGACGUCUGUAGGAGGGUUUUCCGCCAAUGGGACAGCGGAUUGUAACCUAGGGGGCGUAGGAAGAAGUGGAGAUGCUGCUGACUAUGGUGCCUCCCGUUGGUCACUCAUGGGCAACCCGCCAAGGCCACCCCGCUAUUAA